Molecule: messenger RNA, 1074 nt
Organism: Fragaria vesca subsp. vesca
Lineage: Eukaryota; Viridiplantae; Streptophyta; Magnoliopsida; Rosales; Rosaceae
Product: long-chain-alcohol O-fatty-acyltransferase-like
Exons: 1
Coding region: 1-1074 (357 amino acids)
Biological process (GO): lipid metabolic process
Source: RefSeq, a predicted model, not a curated record
AUGGAAGGAGAAAUCCCCAACUUCGUUAUGGUGUGGACCUUAGUCGUCGCAUCCCUAACCUACUGCCACACCAUCGGAAACCUAACAUCUCCGGGAAAAACCAGACUUCUCUUCGUCCUUCCGGUAGUUCUCUUCUUCUUCUACCUCCCUCUUCACCUCACCACCAUCUUCCUCGGCGGCCCCACCUCCUUCUUCCUCUGUUGGCUCGCUAACUUCAAGCUCCUCCUCUUCGCUUUCGGCAAAGGUCCCUUAUCGUCUGACCCGCCCCUCGCUCAUUUCAUCCCCUUGGCUUGUCUCCCCAUCAAGUUCCGAUCAGACUCCGAGAAGAAGGUCCAAAAUGUAAAGAAGGGCCAAAAGUCGACUCUCAACUACGCCGUAAAGGCUCUCAUAUUCUCCACUUCGAUUCAAGUUUUCCACAACAAGGAGUCCAUCCACCCCAAGAUAGUUAUGUUUCUUUACGCCAUUUACUUGUACACCGGUUUAGAGCUCAUCCUGGCCAUGGUUGCCGCUGCGGCUCGAGUCUUCUUGGGCGUCGACUUCGAGCCGCAGUUUGACGAGCCCUACCUCGCUACUUCCCUCCAGGACUUUUGGGGGAGGAGGUGGAACAUCAUGGUCAACAGGAUCCUUCACCCCACCGUGUACGAACCAGUCCGGGACAUUUCCAUCCGUCUGAUCGGGAAAGAGUGGGCCCCUCUACCGGCAGUGCUCGCGACCUUUCUGGUGUCGGCGUUGAUGCAUGAGUUUGUAUUCUACUACAUCGGUCGGACCAAGCCCACGUGGGAACUCACAUGCUUCUUUCUCCUCCACGGGGUGUGUUUGUCUAUUGAGAUCACUGUUAAGAAGGCGUUUAGAGGGAGUACGUGGCGGUUGCCGGCGAUCGUGUCAGGGCCUCUGGCAAUGGCUUUCGUGGUGGUUACCGGGUCGUGGCUGUUUUUGCCGUCUUUGAUGGGGCGGUGCCAGGCGGACGUCAUGGCGGUUAGGGAGUACAUGGCCUUCCUUGAAUUCAUGAAGCGUGUAGGUGAUUUUCUCAAUGUUAACUCUCUCCUGAGCAUGGUCAGUAGACAGAAGUCAUAG